UUGUUCUCUGCUAGGCCACGCUUAAGAGGUUUUUGGAGGUGCUUUUGGUCUAGGAAGGCUUUCAUGCAAAUAGCCAGUUACCUUAAAAAUCCAGAGAGGGCAGAGGGGCCGCAGCAGUCCAACUUUCCCCUUCAUCUUCCUCUUACUUGUUCAAUACUUUGUAAAGAGGUACUGAAAAGUCAGAUUAUUAUGUAUCGAAAACUGGUGUGGCAACUGCUGCUUGCCCUUCAUUAACGCUGGCGUUCAGCUGAACGACUUGACCUGGAGUGGCUGGAGCCUUCCGGGGAAGUUUUCAGUCCUUUUGUGGAGUGUUUUUACAGAAUUCCCCACCGGCUCAAAACCCCUUUUUUUUCCCCCCACUUGCUCGCUGGUGCCCUGAGGGUGACGAGGCUGAAAGUUAGCAAGUUUUGUGCAUAACUUCACAUCACAAGAGCAAGUGCGUGUUUCCCCCUCCCUCCUUUCUCUUUCCUGCUCCUAAACGCCUCCUUCAAGUUUGCAGCUGGGCAGGACUCCAAAGGUGCAGCAGCAGGAGCAGCAACAAGCCGGAGUUCAAAGUUAGCAGUAAAUUGCACAACUUUUCCAGCUCAUCGCUACGCUCGGUGACUAUUAACAAACUGGAAGGCGCUCAGGGAAAAAAAAUAGGGGAGAAGGUAACACCCUCGAAUUGUUUGGGGAUCGCUGAUGUUAUGCUUCUGCCUCUUGGAUCAUGGCUCCUUUUGGACGGAAUUUAUUAAAAACCCGGCAUAAAAACAGGUCUCCCAAUAAGGACAUGGCUUCAAAUGAAAGAGAGAUUGUGGUUUGGGUUUGCCAGGAAGAGAAGAUUGUGUGUGGCCUGACGAAGCACACAACCUGUGCAGAAGUGGUUCAAGCACUGCUUGAGGAACAUCAGACAACAUUUGGAGAGAAAAAGGUCCUUUUUGGAAAACCUACUGAUUACUGCAUUGUAGAAAAAUGGAGAGGCUCAGAACGAGUCCUUCCUCCCUUGACAAAGAUUUUGAGACUUUGGAAGGCCUGGGGGGAAGAGCAAUCUAAUUUGCACUUUGUGUUGGUAAAGUCAGAUGCUUUCCUCUCCUUUCCUUUGUGGAAGACAGCUGAAGCUAAAGUAGUACAAAAUGUAGAAAAACAGUGGGACCUCAGUCCAGCAAAUUACAUGAAGAUGUUGCCAAUAGACAAGCAGAAGAAGAUUGUCAGGAAGACUUUCCGGAAACUGGCCAAGCUUAAACAGGACAGUGUUCAGCAAGAGAGAGAUAAUAUGGAGACAUUGAUUCAUCUGAUCAUUUCUCAAGAUCAUACUAUUCAUCAACAAGUCCUUAGAAUGAAGGAAUUAGAUAUGGAAAUUGAAAAAUGUGAAGCAAAAUUCCAUCUAGAUCGUGUAGCCAAUGAUGGAGAAAAUUAUGUGCAGGACUCCUAUUUAAUGAUUAAUCCAAGUGAGACUGAGCAGCAAGGGAGUAGGCCGGAUGAUCAAAAAGAGAUUCAUGAGUAUUUGAGCGGAAGUGAGGGAAUUUUACAAGUUGAAGAGAGACUGAAACAUCACAGACAAUUAAUAGAGAAGCUGUGUGCUGAAAUUGAAAGAGAAGUACGUGGUAUAUGCACAGAAAAAAACGGAGAUGAUGUUCACACAGAAGGAGCUGCUAAUACUGAACUGGAAAACCCAAAUUUGGAAAGUGUAAAAUAUGAGCUGGAAAAAAGUAUGAAAGAUGGUCUGAGAAUCAAUUCAUACCUGAGCUGCAUUCAGAAAGAGCUUACAUUCAGGGACUCACUGCUUCAAAAGAAGGAAAAAGAAUAUGAACUUCUUACAGAAGAAUUUAAUUUACUGCAUGUUAAAGACAACAUUGAACCUAGGCUUCCAUCAAAUGAAGAGCCAUCCAAGUGCAGUGGUAUCUCCAGUAACAGCAUUGCAGUUCCUGACUUUGUUCAUAGAGUGACUAAUCUGGACAUCAAUGAUACAGACUCUGACACUGGAAUCAGCUCUACACACAGUCAGGACUCUGAAAUAACUUCAGGGGACAUGGUACUGUUGUCAACAUAGUUGAAAACAGGCACACAUUAGUGGAAAUUCAUAUUUUGGACGAUAUUUAUAAGAAUUAGUAAACCUUGUUGUCUUAAGAGUUCAGCCCUUCAAGACACUAAAACUACGGCACUGCUCUAGCAAAGUAAGCAGUGUCUGCUUAUGUGCUUAAUACUAUACUUGUGCUUCAAUACGUGAACAGUCUGUGCAACUGCUGACAGGUGCAAGGUGUUGGCUUUGCUAAAUCUGGAUAGACUGUUUAGACCUUGUAAUAUUGAUACUCAGUGAAACAGGAGCAUUCUGACCGAGCUGGACCAAAAGUCUGGAGAUUUGUUAUCCCCUCAUCUUUGGAUCCAUCUCUGUAUCCCUCUAAUUUUGGGGAAUGUGAAUUCAAGAUUAGACAAAGCUAGGCAAAGGGUUUGAUUUUCCGCACUGUUUAUUCAGUUUCCCUGCCGUGAAGCUGCUGCAAAGGAAUACAUAAUCAAGCAUGUAAUCUGUUAAAAAACUACGGUUUAUAGUAUUUUAGGACAAAAGAAAUGAAAUAGCAUUUACUCUGUGUAUUUAAAAUCAGGUUUGAGUUAUCAGGAUAAUAUUUUCAAAAUCCUCUAAAUCUCAUUUUUAAAAUUACCAUAUACACAUGGGUUUUUAAUUUCCAUUCUCUUUCAGCAACGUGUAGCUGCUUCUAAGAUCCUUAAAACCCCUACUUAUCUGCUGUUACCCUGUAGUUGCCCCAGUGAUGUUUAAGUCUACAUAGUUUCUGCCAGCAGGCAUGUCAGAACUUCCUACAUCCUGCUUGUGCAAGAUGCUCAGAACCCAAGCUCACACCUAACCCCAAAGGCAUUUUCAGCAAGGCUUUUCUCCUUGCCUGUGUCACCAGUCAGAUCCAGUGUCUUAGGCCUCCUCAGAUAAUGACUGCCAAAUAAAGCAUAAGAGAAAGGACAGGCAGGAGCCAGGCAUUUUUUGGCUCUGCUUAGACAGUUUCCCAAUAGCCAGAUAGUCACCAUUUUCACAUAGCAGGUUGACAAAUCCUGUCUGAUGCUGUUUUGGAGCAGGGGUAUGGACCUGUAAAUCCUGUUUCCUCAGUGAGGACUUUGGGAUACGGCUAAAGCCGAUCCACCCAAUAUUGCUAAUUAAGUAUUGCCCACUCCUCCUCAAGAAAGGAAGGAAUGCAAAACAUGAGAUUUUUACAACUCUGUGGUUAAGUCAAAUUGUUUCACUUCGGAUGUAGUAGUUGGUCUCACAUCCUUCUCCAGAAUGUUGCUGCGAAUCCAAGGCAAAGGUGUACAACUGAGGUGUUCUCCUCAGUUAUCAAACAAAAUUUCUAACUCUGAGCUAAAGACUGUGUUAACGUAGAGUACGUGAGUAGUUUCUGGUUUACCAUGUUUGUUUUUCGCAGGUCAAUCUGUUUAACGCUUUUGUUUAAAUGAAUGGAGAAAUAGUUACAGUCUUCCUAAAGAAAGUUUAAUUCCAGAAAAAUUUAAAUGCAUUCUGGCAUCAAAACCCUACAGAGUAAAUGAAUGGACAGUACCUAGAAGGUAUAAAUGUAAAAUACUUUCAGAUACACUGCUUUCCCUUCCUGUCUUUUUCUUCUCUUAAAUGUCUGUCAACUCUCUGUUCUCCAAAACGACCAUAGUGCUAGGACUGCUGACUAGCACAUAUGUGAUACAGGAAAAAAAAAAAAGCCUUUUCUAAAAAGGCUUUUCUAAAAAGGCUUUUUUUGUGUUUGUUUGUUUGUUUGUUUUAAUUUUUUUUUAAUCCUAGAUAUUAUAAAUAGUUCUGUUCCAAGAAAGUGUGCUGAUUUCCAUAAUAUAUUUUGGUUUUUUGUCAUGCAAUGCUUUUUGAGUACUUCAGUAAUAAUAUGUUAUAUUUAGACCAUUCACCUCCUGAUGGAAAUACAAGUGUGUAUCAAAUAUGUUAUCUUAUCUUUGUAAUAAUUUAUUAAUGCAGCUCAGCAUCUUUUGAACUCUGAUAUCACUCUGACAAGUAGUAAUCACAGAGCUCUGAAUGUUGAGAGUAGGCUAAUGUAAUCUAUGAGUUCUUGUAAAUGUAGCUAACAGUUACUUCUAAUGAGUCAUUUUUUUAUAUAAAUGCUUAAAGUAUAAAGAAUUCAAACAGAAAAAUAUUAACAACUGUGCAGACUAGUACAAGACUGGUGGGGGAACUAAUUUCUACUCAUACUCUAUCAGAUUUAUGCCACUCGUAGGAACUCAUACUGCUUCUCAGAACUGAUCUUUAGCCAAACUAUGUGCUUGAGUGUACAUCCCCUGCAACCUGUAGAUCUUAAGAGUGUUACAAUGUUUUAAGAAGAAAAUAGGAAAAGUAGGUUAGGAGAGAAUAUUUCUUAAAAAAUAAAAUAAUAUUAAAAAAUCCAUUGUUUUGAAGUUUAUAUUUGAAGCUUAUCCUCUAAUAUCUCAAACAAACUUGUUUCUUUCAGAGUUCAGAUGAGCAUAAAAGAUGAUCAAAGACUGUGUGCACUCUUUGCUGUUUAUCUGCCUCUAUAAUUUUCAUAUACUUUUUCAGUAUGGUUUUAGGAUUUUAUGAACCUUUAUGCUCCUUACUUAAACAUUCUUUCUUUGUUUCAACUAUCUAUGUUUUUGGUUUUGUUUUUAUUUUUAAAAUUCCCAUAGCAAAAUGCACAAUCAAACACCUUGGCUCAUUUCCUGUUAUUCUCUUAAGUCUGUUCCCAUUCCAUCUUCACUUUUUGUUUUAUUUUAUAAUUUUUUUUCCAUGGAGUAUGUUAAAAUUACUGAAAAAGAAGAUCAAAAAAGUCAUGCAUAAAAGAAGAGAGGAGAAGAGAAAAAUUUUACCCAGCAAGUGGAACUGUGAAAUGAAAGGAAAUCUGGUCCAUUACACUCAUCUGUGCAAGGGGGUUUUGAGAGAAAGAUAGUUUUUUCUUCGGAGCGAGAGGAAUAUCGUGGUGAGUAGGUGCCAGACUCAGCUUGUACAAUGGUUAUUUUGUGGAUAUUUUAGUCCCCUAUAUAAGUGUAGGCAGAGAUCUUCAGUGGCUGUCAUCCAGACAAGCACUACUGAAAUGAAUGGACUUGCCUGAUAAAAAGUGUUUUGGAUCCUACAUACAUGAAUAUUUCCACAUUUAUAUUACACACACACACAUAUAUGUAUUCCACAAUUUCCAGGGAACACAGUGCGUACCCCAGUCUCAUGUUUCUGCCUGACUUUGUUAUUUACUUUUACAAAUUUGAUGAAAGCAGAUGAGUCAAUUUAGCUACCUGCUUCUGUUCCUUGAUGACUCUUUCAAAUAUAAAACAUAAUUAUGAUUUGUUUAUACAUAAAUUUACAGGAUUUCCCAUCCAUUUAUGUUCUUAAAAAUUACUGUGUAAUUACAGAACUAUUGCUUUUUUUUUUUGUUUCCUCCAAAACUGAGCAAUCCCCAAAAAGUUUUAUCACUUCAGAAUUAAAGAUUAUAUAUUCGUCUUCAGAUUGUGCGUUCAGGGAUUGUUCUACUGGCUGUCUUGCAUUUGUACAUGCAUACAUAUUGCUAGCACAAGGUAUUUGGUUAUGUGACACUGACAGAAAUUCACAGAGAUGAGAGCUUCAACUUGCAGCUUUUGGCUGCUAAAAGUAAUAGGCUUUAUAUUUUUUUACAUGCCAAGAAUAAUUUGUUGGUUUCUGUGUAUUUCCAACUGUGUGAAAACAUAAAUAGAUGUAACGAGUCAUUAUUACAAAAUUAAAUCCUUUCUAUUUCUGAUUCCCUAGUUAUGUUCAUUACUUUGCAUGAAGAUUUAGAUCCAUGCACCUAAUUGAGAGAAGUACUGCUUAUCUAACUUCAAGCAAAUAGUAAUUUGAAUGAUUUUGCAUGCGAUGCAUAUUAUAUUUUCUUUAAUAAUGUGUGCGCAUCCCUUACUAAGUUUUUGGUAUUGUUAUGACUGUUCAUUCGGAUAAAGAAAAACCAAAACUUACUAUUUUCCAUUUUCAUCUCAUGAAACACUGGGUUUGUAAUAAUAUAUCUUGGUAAUGAUAAACAUUUUCAUUAACAGCACAAGUGGAACAGAAGUCUCUAAUCCAAAGGGCUUUUUUCAAACUUACCUUAGACUGUCUUUUCCUGUGUCUCCAGUUUAGUUAGCUUGAAUACAAAUGACUGUUUUCUUCCAACAGUAGAAUGAUCAUAAUGCUUGAACAUA
Messenger RNA from Cuculus canorus (common cuckoo), 6147 nucleotides. It is a transcript of the gene RASSF9, whose product is annotated as Ras association domain family member 9. NCBI's taxonomy places the organism in Eukaryota, Metazoa, Chordata, Aves, Cuculiformes, Cuculidae. The record is from RefSeq and is a predicted model, not a curated record. The transcript is spliced from 2 exons. Gene Ontology annotation, biological process: signal transduction. Bases 707 to 2029 code for a protein of 440 amino acids.